AGCUUCUCUCUUCCAGAAUGAGAUUUCCUUCUUUUCUCUCUUCUUCGUGCCCUUCACAACACAUUCUGAGAUCUCACCAAAUUUCUUCUCCGUCUCUCUGCUUGGUCGAGCUCCUGCGCUCCGCCCGACGAGCGCCUGUGCUCCAUGGACACCUCUGCCUGCGCCUCCACUACAGAGACCAGAUCAGCCACAGUUCUCUCUCCCCCUUCUCUGUCUCUUUGCUAGGGCGAGAAGGACUCCCGCACUGCGCCCAGCCUCCGCCCUUCUGAGAUCUCACCAAAUGUCGCGUUCUUCUCCGUCUCUCUGCUAGGUCGAGCUCCUGUGCUAUGCCUGACGAGCGCCCGUGCUCCAUGGACGCCUCCACCUGCGCCUCCGCUACAGAGACCAGAUCUGCCACAGUUCUCUCUCCCCCUUCUCUGUCUCUCUACUAGGGCGAGAAGGACUCCCGCGCUCCGCCCACGCCUCCGCCCCGCCUACGUCCACGCCUCCACCAGCGCGUCCGACUUUGAUUUUAGGGGGAAGAUCUUCUUCUGGGAAGCGGUCAUUUUGUUUAACGCACAGAAGAAAGAAAAAAGGAGAAAGAGCGAGAGAGAGUAGAGGAGCGAUUUCAAAGAAGUCGAAGCCUUUCUCGAAAGUCACCAGUGAUGAGUCUUGAAAAGGAUACGGUGUUGUCGGUAUUGUGCUUAUCGUCUAUAUGUUUUCAUCAAAUUUUUGUUGUUGGAAUAUUUAUUAUUUACCAAAUUCUUUUCAUACAUUUUAGGAGUUUUAGAGGCAAAUUUUAUAGAGCAUGUACAUGACAAGCAAGAUUUCGAGAGGUCAUCAUUAUACAUCCAACUAGAAGCUAGGUUGAAGCAGACACUUUCAGAAUACUGAUUAGUUAUACUUCUUAUAGUCACUUUGAAUUAACUAGUGUGUGUUAAUAAUUGAUUGGUUGAGUGAUGAUUGAUAGAUGUAAUCUCAGAAAGUAGUGGAUAAGGAAGGCAUGUUGGCUAUCACUUGCCAUUUUGUGUUCUUAAGCAUGUUUCUGGAAUUACAUUUUCUAAUUCUCAAAGAUUGCAUUUUUGGGCUAUAUAUGCCUGUUGGGCUUUAACAUUGUGCUUGCUGCGGUUUAUGGCAUUAACAUCUUUAUUUAUUGUCUGUAUAUCAUGUUAUUAUGGCCUGCAAAGAUUGCAUUUUUAUAAAGGAAUAACAACCCGACUUUUUGUAUGUUUCUUUUUCCAUCUCGUGGUGUUUAGGAACUGGUGGGGGUGUGAAAUUCUCUGCUCAGGUACAAUUUAUGUUCUCUUUUGUAGAUGUGCUCCUCUGUUUAAUUCUUCUUUGUUUGUUGAAUCGCCAUUACCAGCAUUUGCUCCUGAAAUUCCAUCGAGUUUAGAUAAAUGGAAUCCUCCAAAGACACGGACAUGGCAAAGUGGACUAUGCCGUUGACCGAGUUGUUUGUAAGUCUGAUGGUAGAUGAGGUAAAAAAGGGAAAUCGCACAUCAUGUACCUACAACAGAGUAGAGUGGAUUAACAUUGAGGGAGAAUUCAAUAAACUAACAGGACUUCACUUUAGUCUACCACAGUUCAAGAACAAGGCACAGAAACUGAAGAGACAAUAUGGUAGUUUCAAGAAGCUGCUUUCAACAAUGGGAUUUGGAUGGGACGAUGACAGCAAGAGGGUUAUUGUGGACGAUGAAACUAUCUGGGCAAAUCACAUCAAGGCUAAUAUUGAAUGGGCCAAGUUCAGGAAGGACGGAUUUCCUUUGUAUUCACAGCUUUAUGUUGUAUUUGGGGAUAUAUAUGCCACUGGGGAGUUUGUAAUAGGAAAUGCGCAAGGCGUGGCACCGUCGGAGGGUAUAGGUGAUAGUGGUGGUGACAAUGAUGUUCAUGUCAACCUAAGCGAACCAGAACAGUUUUUCGAAACCCAAGUCGAUGUGGAACAAUUUAACAAGCCGGCGAGCCCACCUCCAAGAAGCCACAGGUUGGAUAGGACUCCAAAUCCCAAGAGGAGGAGAAAGAACAGUUCACAUUCAUUUGACGCGACCUGCAAAGCCAUUCAAGAGAUGAUCAAAGUUAAGACGGUUCCAACAUCAAGCGGCUCCGUCACCUCACAGUCCUCAACACCUGUGGACCCCUACUCUAUAGCAGCCAUGGGUGCCGUCCUAAAUGCCAUGCAUGACUUGGACAAGGUUCUUUACAUCAAAGCUAUGAAACAUGCUGUCAUUAAUGCCUCUUGGAGAGAGGGUUUCCUGACAUGUCUUCCUGAAAUGAGAGUUGCCUUUAUUGAGGCUAUGGAUGAGUAGUUGGGCUAUUGAGUAGUUGUUGGGUUAUAGUAUGCCGUUAUAUGUUUGAGUUCAUUUCGGUCUUUCACUUAUGUAUUUCAAACAUUGACUUGUCUUUAUUCCUAUGCGUUUGUGAUGAUGUUGAGACUUUGCUUAAAUGUGAUUGAAU
Messenger RNA from Syzygium oleosum, 2430 nucleotides. RefSeq lists its product as uncharacterized. Bases 1377 to 2282 code for a protein of 301 amino acids. The record is from RefSeq and is a predicted model, not a curated record. The transcript is spliced from 3 exons. Lineage: Eukaryota; Viridiplantae; Streptophyta; Magnoliopsida; Myrtales; Myrtaceae.